CAAGGGUGUGUCGGUGGCCACCAUCACAUUAGCCUCAAUGAAAACACAUUACACCUAGCUACAAGGCUAGUAGCGCCUCUCCGCUAAGUCACCUGACAACACAAUUCCCGCUGAAGCUUACCUCGACAAGCGCAUGACUUGGGAUGUCUUCAGCCGACUGGUACGCUCACAAAUCGCUUGGAGACGGACUGUUCUGGAUCCAAGAGCGAUUCUACCAGUCAGAGAACCGAGCCAACAUCUGGUUGCUCCGCGGGACACACCAGGACGUGGUGAUAGACACAGGUUUGGGGUUGAGGAGCCUACCUGACUACAUCGACGCCAAGGGGCUGCUUGGAAAAGACCCCCAGAGAAAAAACCCGCUGCUAGCAAUCGCCACCCACGCCCACUUCGACCACUCGGGGGGUCUGCAUCAGUUCCAACAGGUGGGCGUCCACAGCGCAGAGGUCGAUGCCCUGGCCAACGGAGAUAACUUUGAGACGGUCACCUGGCUCAGUGACAGGGAGAUAGCCGAGUCUCCCAGUCCAGGAUGGAGGGCAAGGCACUACAAAGUCAAGGCUGUGCAGCCCACACACAUACUGCAGGAGGGUGAUGUCAUUAACCUGGGCGACAGACAGCUGACAGUGCUUCACAUGCCAGGUCACUCUCGGGGAAGCAUUUGCCUCCACGACCGUGACAAUAAGUUGCUGUUCAGUGGAGAUGUGGUGUAUGACGGCGCCAUGAUUGACUGGCUGCCCUAUAGCCGGGUCAGUGAUUACAUCAGCAGUUGUGAACGUCUGGUGGGGCUAGUGGACAGCGAGCAGGUUGACCAAGUCCUGCCAGGGCACUACAACACUUUUGGUGCUAAGCGGCUCCAUCGGAUCGCGUCUGCAUACAUCAGCAGAGCUGGAACAUGCCCUGCAAAGUUCUCCACAAUCGCCUGGAGAACUCUGGCCGGGUUGGCGCUGCGAGCAUCCAACCCUCGCUGUGCCUGCUAAUCAGAGUGGAUCACGGAGCUGGAGGAAGCACAAGUGCACACACAAAUAUGUUUUAAUAAGAAACUGAAAUAUUUAGGGGUGGUACCCCUCUUUUAUCUGUAACUUGAUGUAAUGCUGUUCAUUCACUUAUGUAAUCCAGCUAAAUCCAUAUAAUUGCCAAACUUGGUGUCAAAUGCCCUUUGGGUUACAUAAGUCAAUAAUCAGCUUCAUGUAAAGCAUAUAAUAUAUAAAGUAUUUACAGUGAUAUUCUGUUAUUUGCUGAUGAAUAUGUAUAUGUUGGUCUUAGUAUGAUUAUAUGUAUGGGUUUUAUACUUUAUGCAGAUGUGAAAUUAUUAUAGCACAACAAUGGUACAAGAGCGCACUACAAACAGAACAGGGAGCUUUGGAUCCUCUGAGGCAUGUGAAACAGUAUAUACGGCCAUAGCUUUUCUCUAUGCAUAUUCCAAUGCUCAGUGAAGACCCAAUAAUGACUACCUCCUAUGUUUGGGAAGGUGCUUUGUAUUGACUUAUUUACAGCUUUGCGAUUGAAACACUGACAAUAAAGAGUCUGUUCUGUCA
Melanotaenia boesemani (Boeseman's rainbowfish) is the source of this 1532-nucleotide messenger RNA. It is a transcript of the gene mblac2, whose product is annotated as metallo-beta-lactamase domain containing 2. The record is from RefSeq and is a predicted model, not a curated record. NCBI's taxonomy places the organism in Eukaryota, Metazoa, Chordata, Actinopteri, Atheriniformes, Melanotaeniidae. The transcript has 3 exons. Bases 144 to 974 code for a protein of 276 amino acids.